AUGACAGAAGCAGAAUAAACAUUUUACGUCUCUCCCAUUGCCAAUCCAAUAGCCAACAGCAAAUUAUAGAAAGGACUUCUUAGAUUUAUUGCCAGAUAAAUAACCAUUAAACAUAUUAAAAGAGGAGUGAAGGAAGUCGGAAAAGCAUUGAGAAAGAAGACCACUGGAAUUGUUGUCUUUGCUGCUGACAUUAGUCCCGUAGAUGUAUUGUCUCAUUUACCACUGUAAUGCGAGGAAUUAGGAAUUCCCUACAUUUAUGUGAGAAGCAGAUUAGAAUUAGGGGCUGCUGCAUAAACUAAAAAGCCAACAAGUGUCGUCUUGGUCUAAGUACCAACCAAGGAUGACGUGAAAGGAUUAGAAAAAUAUCAUGAAUUGUUUGACAAAGUCAAGGAAAGCAAUCCCUUCAUUUGAUAAUUUAUUCAUUUAUCAAUUAUAUUAAGAAUAAAGCUUAUUAAUUACGAUC
Molecule: messenger RNA, 463 nt
Organism: Paramecium tetraurelia
Lineage: Eukaryota; Ciliophora; Oligohymenophorea; Peniculida; Parameciidae
Exons: 3
Biological process (GO): rRNA pseudouridine synthesis; ribosome biogenesis; snRNA pseudouridine synthesis
Cellular component (GO): box H/ACA snoRNP complex; nucleolus
Molecular function (GO): box H/ACA snoRNA binding
Source: RefSeq, a predicted model, not a curated record